AUGAGUUACGCACAGUCAUGGCUCGAUUUAGAGAAGGCUAUGGGCGGCUGCGUGGUCAUGGGCGGUACCGCUGAAGAGAUCAGAGGCCAAUAUGACCGGCUAGUUGCGGCUCUACUUCCUCAGCUCCCUCCGCCAUCAGACGCAGUGGAAAGCAAAGACGGUAAAGUCGACGGCAUCAAGUAUCGCUUGUACACUCCCAAAGAGGCUUCCAAGCAAGGCCUGCUGCCUGUUGCCAUCUGGACGCAUGGAGGAGGUUUCAUGACUGGUGAUCUUAACUCCGACGACUUUCUUUGCAGAGUCAUCGCCGAGCAUGUCCCAUCCAUCAUUGUGAAUGUCGACUACCGACUUAGCCCUGAGCACAAGGUCCCAACGCAGCUUGAGGACACGUUGACCGUGUACAGAUGGGCACGCCAAAACGCGACCUCACUCGGAGGAGACCCGAACAAGUUUUACAGCAUCGGAGGUUCUGCAGGUGGUGCUUUGGCUCUACAAGUAGCCAAUCGCAUGGUCAAGGAUCCGUCGAAGCGGGAUGGAAUUAAAGGCGUGGCCGCGAUCGUUCCGCUCACGCUUCACUGGGACCACGUACCUGCAGAGUAUCAGUCCAUCUUCAAGGCCUAUGACGAGAACAAGGAAGGUGUCCCCAUCAUUGACAAGAACUCAAUGAAGAUCUAUUAUGAGCACGCCGGCGUCGAUCCUAAAGACAGCGACACCUUCACCGCUCUGGCCACGGACAACCACAAGAACUACCCACCAGUUUACUUCGUCAGUUGCGAGAAGGAUCCCUUAAGGGAUGACGCUUACGUGAUGGAGGCAGCUUUGAAGAAGGCUGGUGUACCCACCAAGCAUGAUCAUUACAAAGGAAUGCCACAUUACUUUUGGAUCUUCCCUUCCCUACCAGAAGGCCAGCAGUUUGUUGGCAAUUUGAUUGGCGGCAUUAGGUGGUUGAUCUCCCAGAUGUAG
Molecule: messenger RNA, 960 nt
Organism: Rhinocladiella mackenziei CBS 650.93
Lineage: Eukaryota; Fungi; Ascomycota; Eurotiomycetes; Chaetothyriales; Herpotrichiellaceae
Exons: 3
Coding region: 1-960 (319 amino acids)
Molecular function (GO): hydrolase activity
Source: RefSeq, a predicted model, not a curated record